This is a messenger RNA of Penicillium coprophilum, 990 nucleotides long. RefSeq names its product non-structural maintenance of chromosomes element 1 family protein. The transcript is spliced from 3 exons. Gene Ontology annotation, biological process: double-strand break repair via homologous recombination; DNA damage tolerance. NCBI's taxonomy places the organism in Eukaryota, Fungi, Ascomycota, Eurotiomycetes, Eurotiales, Aspergillaceae. Gene Ontology annotation, cellular component: nucleus; Smc5-Smc6 complex. The coding region runs from base 1 to 990 and encodes 329 amino acids. The record is from RefSeq and is a predicted model, not a curated record. Gene Ontology annotation, molecular function: ubiquitin-protein transferase activity.
AUGCCCGAAUACAACGACAGCAAUCGUGCCUUCCUCCAGGCGUUCAUGGCACGCUCGUCUAUGACCUUUGAAGAUGCGCAACCCAUACUAGCUGCGAUAUUAACAGUAUCCGAAGGACGAACAGUUGAUCCUGACGAGGUCGGAGAAGAACAAUUCUCCGACUUUGUCUCGGCCGCCAACACCGCCGUGUCACCUUUCGAUCUCGAGAUUAGAAGCUCACUGCCACAAAUCCUUCAACCAUCCCAAGAAGAUGUCUCGACAACACCACUAAAGCGAGUAUAUGCGCUUGUAAAUACUACGAGUGAUCCUUUGACCCAGCUCGCGACCACUUAUUCCCCGGACGAGAUAGCAUUUCUCAAGCGCUUGCUUGACUUUAUGUUUGCCACAAAUAAUACACGAGUGUGUGAAGGAAUGGUAGCUUCACAGAUGCAAGCUGUUCAGCUACAUAAGGCUCCGUCUGGGGAACGGCAAUCCACGAGUAACGAUUCAACACAGACCCAAACCGCAGCGGUACAGUCGUUGCGUAUGACCCAAGCGGAGACUAUGAUUCUCCACUUGAUUGAAGAGGGCUGGUUGCAAAAAAGCCCGAAGGGCUACCUCAGCCUCACACCUCGAGCACUGAUGGAGUUGCGAAGCUGGUUAGUCCUAACGUACAACGACGAGAAUUUCGAUGGCCGACCCAUACAGCGCAUCAAGUCUUGUGCUGCUUGCAAAGACAUCAUCACCGUUGGCCAACGCUGCGAAGACCACGAAUGCAAUGGUCGGCUCCAUGACCAUUGCAUGCGCAACUUCUUCCGCAUGCAACAAGCAGAAAAAUGCCCGAUGUGCAAAAAGGACUGGCCCGGUGAUAGAUUUGUGGGUGAGAGAGCGCUCACUUUGCACUCGAGGUCAAGCAACGCCGUUCCACAACAGAGGGAGUCCUCGCCUGCUGCGCCUAUGGCCCUUGGUGAAAUUUCCGAGGACGAAACUGACGGCGAAGAACAUACGUGA